AUAAGUAGUAUGGAAUAUGCGCAGUUAAACUUAUAUUUCAGUUAAGCUCAAAACAUUCUGUUAUUAAUUCACAUUUGAUCAGUGACCAGCCAGUUCACAUCUUUGAUUGAAAAAUUAUUUGCGAACAUCAUGUCCGAUUACAUAACGAAAGAAGUUCUUGUAAUCUACACGGGUGGAACUAUUGGCAUGACCGAGAACGAAGAAGGAGUUUUAACUCCUUCGAAUGAAUUCAUCGAGCGGAUAAAGAAUACUCCGGAUUUGCAUGACGAAAGUUUGGCCAGAGAAUAUUUCAAUGAAAAUAUGGAAGAUAAUAUUUUCGUGACUCGUUCGAAUGGAACAGUUAUUAUAUAUAGGAUCAAUGAGUACAAACCGCUCUUGGAUAGCAGCAAUAUGUCGUUGGAGGAAUGGAAGCGUAUCGCCAAUGACAUUGGGGAAAACUAUGAAAAAUACGAUGGUUUUGUGGUCCUCCAAGGCACUGACACUCUUACUUACACCGCGUCAAAUUUGAGCUUCAUGUUUGAGAAUUUGGACAAGACUGUUAUAGUCACUGGAGCACAGAUUCCCAUUUUCGAGAAGCGUAACGAUGCUAAAGACAACUUUCUUAUGUCAUUGGUAUAUGCAGCCGUUUACCAAAUUCCCGAAGUAUGCGUUUACUUCGGGAAUGAGCUUUUCCGUGGAAACAGAACUAUCAAAUUCAGUAACACACUAUUGAAAGCCUUCAAGUCUCACAAUUACAAUUUAUUGGGUGAAGUUAACAUCGACGUGCAUCUUUACGAGGAAUAUCUGCUAAAACCUAUGACCCUCAAUAAAUUCAAAGUGAAUUCUAAUAUCAAUGCGAAUGUUGAUAUCUUUAAGUUUCACCCACUUGUAACCCCUGAUAAGUUAGAAUCGUGCCUGAAGAGUAAUAUAGACGGUGUCGUUCUAAUUACCUAUGGAGCUGGUAACAUUCCCACCAAUGAAAAAAUCAUCCAAAUCCUUAAGGACGCUGUGGAAAGUGGCAUUAUCAUUGUUAAUGUUAGCGAAUGUCCUCAUGGUACUGUAAAUCCCACAUACGAAGCAGGAAAGAUUUGCAAGGAUAUUGGUAUUCUGCCUGGGUUCGACAUUACCACUGAAGCAGCUUUAACAAAAUUGAUUUAUGUUUUGGGCUUUAAAAAUCUUUCUCUUGACGAAAAGAAAACUAUGAUGAUGACAAAUCUUCGUGGAGAAAUAACCAAACCCUGAAAGACUUCAUUUGUAUUGUUUUUUUAAGAUAUAUUUACUAAUAAUAAUAACAUUUA
This is a messenger RNA of Nicrophorus vespilloides, 1277 nucleotides long. RefSeq names its product L-asparaginase-like. The coding region runs from base 130 to 1221 and encodes 363 amino acids. Lineage: Eukaryota; Metazoa; Arthropoda; Insecta; Coleoptera; Silphidae. Gene Ontology annotation, molecular function: asparaginase activity. The transcript has 10 exons. Gene Ontology annotation, biological process: amino acid metabolic process. The record is from RefSeq and is a predicted model, not a curated record.